Eruca vesicaria subsp. sativa (arugula) is the source of this 3069-nucleotide messenger RNA. The record is from the annotation of a GenBank genome assembly. Lineage: Eukaryota; Viridiplantae; Streptophyta; Magnoliopsida; Brassicales; Brassicaceae.
AUGGAUCGGGAGAACACGAGCGCGUGUGGUGGAGACGAAGGUCAUCCCUUUGCCUUGUCUUCCAAGGGAGGUGAAAACCCUAAGAAUGUGAUCACAGGAAAGAAGAAGGGAAAGAAAGUUUGUAAAACGCAUAAGGAGGAGAAGGAUGAUCACGAGAUUGAUUUUUCUGGUGAAAAUAAGUUGAAAUCUAAGAAUGUAGGUUUUGCAAGCUUUGAUCUUCUUGGUGUAGAAGAUGACAAGGAAGACUCUGCGGAUGAUAUUAGUGUUGAACUGGGUUUACUUGGAAAACAAGUCACCGAAGAGACUAAUACUAAGAGUGAGGAUGUUGGAGAAACCUUGAGGAGUAAGAAAAAGAAGAAGAAUAAGAGUGGAAAGACUGUACAUGAAGAAGAAGAUUUGGACAAGAUUCUUGCAGAACUUGGGAUAACUCCUGUUUCACCAACACAACCUGAGCUAGUUGCAACUGCAGAUAGCUCAAAGGAUGGAGAAGAAGAGAAUGUCUUGUCUUCUUCAUCUAAGAAAAAGAAAAAGAAGAAGGAUAAGGAAAAGAAAGUGUCUGCUUCUUCUGUGGAGGCUAAGGAGGAGCCAUCACAGCACCAGAAGAAAGAAGUAUCAGAGAAGAAAGUUCCUAAACACAUUCUAGAGAUGCAAGAGACUCUUUUGCGGCGGAAAGAAGCCGAAGAGAUGAAGAGAAAGGAAGAGGAAGAGAAGUUGAGGAAAGAGGAAGAGGAGCUCCGCAAGCAGGAGGAGCGAGAAAGAGAAGCUGAAGAGAUUAAACAGAAGAGAAAGAUGAGAGCUAAGGAGAAGCUGCAGAAGAAGAAGCAAGAGGGAGGGAUUUUAACAGAGAAGCAAAAGAGAGACAAGGCUUUCAAGAACAAGAUGUUGUCUGAUGCUGGAAUGCUUCUUGCUUCAGAUAAACAGGGUGAUUCCUCAAAGCGUCCUGUUUAUGGCAACAAAAGAAAACCAGCGCGCGCAAAAGCAAACGACUCUGCUUCUGUCCAGCAGGUGAAAGAUGAACAUGCUGACAUGGAGAAGAAACAAGAAGCUGAUGAUGAUGAUGAGGAAGAGGAAUGGGAAGCAAAAAGUGAUGAUUCUGUUAAUAUAAUGGGUGAUUCUGAUGAUGGGGAUGAUGUACUACCCUGGCUUGUGGUUAAGAAAGAGAUAAAAGACACUUCUUCAAAGGCAGACAAGCCAAAAAAAUCUAGGCCUAAUGUUGAUGAUGAUGCUACUAAAAGGGGUAAUGACUCAGUAGUUACUGAAGUUGCUAAAAAAAAUCUUCGCUCUCCCAUUUGCUGCAUCAUGGGCCAUGUUGAUACUGGUAAAACCAAGCUCUUGGACUGCAUCAGAGGAACAAAUGUUCAGGAAGGAGAAGCUGGAGGUAUCACUCAGCAGAUUGGUGCAACAUAUUUCCCUGCUGAAAACAUCCGUGAGAGGACCAAGGAGUUGAAACCUGAUGCAAUGCUCAAGGUGCCAGGUUUAUUGGUUAUUGAUACACCUGGACAUGAGUCAUUCUCAAAUCUACGGUCAAGAGGUUCAAGUUUGUGUGACAUUGCGAUUCUAGUGGUUGACAUAAUGCAUGGUCUAGAGCCACAAACUAUAGAGUCUCUUAAUCUUUUGAGAAAGAGGAAUACAGAGUUCAUUGUUGCCUUGAAUAAGGUUGAUAGGCUAUAUGGGUGGAAAACAUGCAAGAAUGCUCCUAUAAAGAAGGCUUUGGCGCUGCAAUCUAAAGACGUGGUUAUUGAAUUUAACAUGAGGCUCACUCAGAUUAUAACCCAGUUCAAAGAACAAGGACUCAACAGUGAGAUUUAUUACAAGAACAAAGAAAUGGGAGAAACUUUUAGUAUUGUGCCUACUAGUGCUAUUAGUGGAGAAGGAAUUCAAGAUAUGUUGCUACUGUUGGUUAUGUGGGCUCAGAAAACAAUGGUUGAGAAACUCACAUUUGUUGACAAAGUGCAGUGUACUGUCCUUGAGGUCAAAGUUAUUUCAGGCCAUGGUACAACAAUUGAUGUUGUUUUGGUCAACGGUGUACUCCAUGAAGGUGAUCAAAUCGUUGCUUGUGGGUCACAGGGACCAAUUAUAACAACUGUUAGAUCCUUAUUAACUCCUCAUCCUAUGAAAGAGCUACGUGUGAAGGGUACAUAUCUGCAUCAUAAAGAAGUAAAGGCUGCGCAAUGUAUCAAGAUUACUGCUCAGGGCCUUGAACACGCGGUUGCUGGAACUUCCUUACAUGUGAUUGGACCUGAUGUGGAAAUUGAAGAAGCCAAGAAAACGGCCAUGGAAGACAUGAAGUCAAUCAUGAGCUGGGUUGACAAAAGUGGUGAAGGAGUUUACGUACAAGCUUCAACACUAGGCUCUCUGGAAGCAUUACUAGAGUUCUUGAAGUCACCAGAUGUGAAAAUACCUGUAAGUGGUAUUGGCCUAGGACCUGUGCAUAAGAAGGAUAUCAUGAAGGCCGGAGUAAUGCUAGAGAAGAAGAAAGAAUAUGCUACGAUUUUGGCUUUUGACGUGAAGAUAACUACAGAUGCUCGUGAACUAGCUGACAACAUGGGAGUGAAGAUCUUCUGCGCUGAUAUUAUCUAUCAUUUGUUUGAUCAGUUUAAGGGUUACCUCAAGGAUCUUAAAGAUGAAGAGAGGAAAGAAACAUCAUCUGAAGUAGUGUUUCCAUGUGUCCUUAAGAUUUUGCCAAACCAUGUCUUCAAAAGUGGAAACCCAAUCAUUUUGGGAGUUGAGGUUAUCGAUGGUAUACUUAAGGUUGGAACUCCCAUGUGCAUUCUCAAGGAGAUUGAGAAGUCGAGAGUGUUUGUGGAUCUUGGUCGCAUUGCAUCUAUUCAUAAAGACAGGAAGUCACUUGAUUAUGCUAAGAAAGGCCAGCAGGUGGCUAUUAAGAUCAUUGCCUCUAACCCUGGAGAAGAGAAAAUGUUUGGGAACCACUUUGGUAUAGAAGACGAGCUCGUCAGUCAUAUUUCUAGGCAAUCCAUUGACAUACUUAAAACACUCUACAAGGAGGAGUUAUCUGAUAACGAGUGGAAGCUUGUUUCGAAACUUAAGAGAUUGUUCAAGAUACAAUAG